Messenger RNA from Pteropus alecto (black flying fox), 3439 nucleotides. It is a transcript of the gene TIRAP, whose product is annotated as TIR domain containing adaptor protein. The transcript has 5 exons. Lineage: Eukaryota; Metazoa; Chordata; Mammalia; Chiroptera; Pteropodidae. Gene Ontology annotation, biological process: signal transduction. Bases 828 to 1667 code for a protein of 279 amino acids. The record is from RefSeq and is a predicted model, not a curated record.
UUGGUCCUUUGCAUUUCCAUAUAAAUUUGGAAGCAGUUUGACAAUCCCUUCCCCCCAAAACAACCAAAAACCUUCUGGAAUGUGGGAUAGCAUUGAUCUAAAUAUUAGUUUAGGGAAAACUGAUGACAACAUUGAGUCUUCUAACCAUGAACACAGUAUGUCCCUCCAAUAUCUAGAUGAUUUUCUGAGCAUUCUAUGUCAUGUACCAUCAGUACUUUACAUAAAUUAGCCAAUGUAAUCUUCACAAUAACACUGAGAAUCAGGUUCUAGUAUGACUUCCAUUUCACAGAUGGAGUAGCUAAAGCUUAGCAAGAUCAAGUAGCUACCAGUCAAAGGCCACAGUUAAUAAAAGGUGAGAAUCCAGGCACUUGGCCUGCACCAUCUGUAGUCUUUAUCACUAUGUGACACUACAUCCCUAAGUUGACAGCUGAGGGAGGGAAGAAUUGAGGGAGGGAGGGAUGGGUGGGUAGAUGAAGAGAGUUACUCAGGGGAAGGCAGACUUAGAGAAAAAGUUACCCAAGUUUUCUUACAUGUGUUCUCUCUCUUCUGCUCAGCAUCUCUUUUCCUGCAUACAUAAUUAUUUGCCCAAAUAGUAAUUGUCCUUCUCCCAUUUCAGCAUUUACACAGCUCUGUAAAGAGCUGCCUGCCAGCUGCCCUUCCCCAGAUCCUGAAUGCACUCUGGGCCAGAUGGAGCAGAGAGCAGACUCUCUACUGGUCAUGCUGAGCUCAUAUUCUGAUGGCUGUUCCAUGAGGUCAAUACUGGGUCCCCACCCUUCUCCCGCCUUACCAAUGCCUGGUCUCAUGGGGUUAGUUGUGAGUCCAAAACUAUGGCAUCAUCCACCUCCUUCCCAGCUCCUGGUUCCCGGUCUAAGAAGCCUCUGGGCAAGAUGGCUGACUGGCUCAGGCAGGCCCUGUCGAAGAAGCCCAAGGAGAAGCCUGUUUCCCAGGAAAGCACCCCCAGUGACGCGCCGCAGCCGAGUUCGCCGGAAGUCCACUCACCCCCGAGCCUCAGCUCGGCCACGUCGGCGGUGUCUCCUGAGCUGCCCCCCUCCUAUGAGGGCGCCACCAGCAAUAACAGCAGCGGCCGCUGGAGGAGGGAUUACGAUGUGUGCGUGUGCCACAGCGAGGAGGACCUGGCGGCUGCGCAGGAGCUGGUCGCCUACCUAGAGGGCAGCUCUGCGGGCCUGCGCUGCUUCCUGCAGCUUCGCGAUGCGGCCCCAGGCGGCGCCAUCGUGUCCGAGCUGUGCAGGGCACUAGACAGUAGCCACUGCCGCGUGCUGCUUAUCACGCCCGGCUUCUUGAGUGACCCGUGGUGCAGGUAUCAGAUGCUGCAGGCCCUGAGCCAGGCCCCGGGUGCAGAGGGCUGCACCAUCCCUUUGCUCUCAGGCCUGGCCAGGGCCGCCUACCCCGCAGAGCUCCGCUUCAUGUACUUCGUGGACGGCCGGGGCCCGGACCACGGCUUCCGCCAAGUCAAGGAUGCCGUCCUGCGCUGCAAUUACUUAACCCCUCUGUGCCUGGGUUUCCACACUGGGAAGUUGAGACUGAUACCAUAUCCCUCGAUCUGCAGAACCUCGGCUGAUCACCAUAGGACCCAGAAAAUUGGCAGAAAUCUGGAAAUCCAGUUAGAGAGCCCAGGCCUUGGAUCCAGCAGGUGUAACGAGGCCUAAGGAACCAGAGUUGGCAGCACUUUGUAUAUGUUCCUGGGAUCAGAUUGCCCAGCGGGCUUCCCUUACUGUGGGCUCCCUAGGAAGGCCCUGGGAAAGCUGGGGACUCCCCCAAGAAGACCCUGGAGAAGCUGGGGACUCCCCCAGGAAGGACAUGGGGAAGCCAGAAACUGGAAGUAGUAGGAGGAGGUGCUGAUACCAAGAUGACUACCAAUGUUUUGCCUCUUGCCUAAUUGGACAUGAGUCUGACACAUCCCCAUGCCGUCUUCCCCUGGGAUCAGGCACUGGUGUAGAGAUGCACGCCUCCUGAAAAGGUGACUCACCUAAUGAAUGAGCUAGAAGCCUAGAGUGAAUAAGCAUGCCUCAGAGUGAAUGGUUUUUCCAUUUGCCUGGGGAAGCCCUGGAACAGAUGUCAGGAGAAAGCCACAGGUACCAAGUUCUUCACAUUCACACUGCUGCCAUUCUUUCUCAGUGACAUCAUUCACUUCAGAAAGCUAUAUGAAAGAUGCACUGAGCACUGUACUGUAUUUAUUUUUACUGCAUGUGUGCCACUAAAGACCAAACCUAGAAAGCAUUCUGAAUAGACAGGAGAGGGCAGGGAGCAGGUGGGGUGAAGAAAAGGAAAGCUCUGACCUUUUACCUGGGAUCAAAAGCCCAGGUAAAUGCUUUGACAUACGGAGGCCUCAUCAGAGGUCUGGCUAGAACUCAUGCUUUACCUUUGCAUUGAGGGGAAUCAGCAUUUUCCUUUUGGCAGGUGCCUAUGUAUCUUGUAGGACAGGCAAGAUUUCAUUCAUCUGUGCUCAGUCAGUUUGUUGUUAAACCGAAAUAAUUUCUUGUUCCUCCAAUACGUGUACUUUUGUGCCUCUUCUCCCACUUCUACCAUGUCCCUUCCUUUUACUGAAAAAAAUUAAUACAUAGGUAAAUUUAAAUUGAGAUACAUUUAAAUUUAAAUUGGUAUAUAACAUUGUAUAUUUCAGGUACACGUCAAUAUUUUUAUAUAUUGUGAAAAAAUUUUAUAUUUUCAACUAUGAAUUAUUUUAUUACAUACAAAAGGACUAAAGCACACUAUAAUGUACGCUCAUGUACCUAUCACCCAGCAAAGAAGCAAAACCUUAUAAUCCCAAAGGUGCUCCCUUUGUGCCCUUAAUUAUUCUCCUCCCUCAUCUCACUGGAAGUAACUACUGAAUUUUGAAAUCAUUCUUAGGUUUUUGUCUUAAAAUUUAUUGCAUAUGUAUGCAUCCCUGUCAAUAUAUUUACUUUCACAUGGUUUUAUACUUUACAUAAAUUCUUCUUUUUGGUUUGCCAUAUAAGAUUUACCCAUGUUGAGGCAUGUAACUCCAGUAAAUUCACUUUCGUUGCACUAUGUAAACAUGCCAUUAUUUACAAAUGAACAUUUGGUAGUUUCUAGUUUUUUUUUUUUGCUAUAAAAAUAAGCCUCUGAACAUUUUUGUACGUAUUUCCAUGAGUAAGAUUUUCUAAGAUUUAGCCUAGAUGGGGAACAACUGGGUAAUAAAGAAUACACAUCUUCAGUUAUGGUAGAAGAUAUCAAAUUUUCUUCCAAAUUGGUUGUGCCAAUUUAUGUUCCUACCAUUUGUGUACGAGUUCCCACUUUUUUAUAUUAACACUUAGAAUAUCAGAUUUUAAAGUGUUUGCUAAUCAGGUGCCUGAAAACUGGUAUCUUAUUAUCAAAAUAUUAUUUUUCUUACCUUUUUAAUACAAAUUUGAUGAAUCAUAUACUCAACACCCAGCUUCAACAAUUUUCAACUCCGAGCUAA